Molecule: messenger RNA, 501 nt
Organism: Ascoidea rubescens DSM 1968
Lineage: Eukaryota; Fungi; Ascomycota; Saccharomycetes; Ascoideales; Ascoideaceae
Gene: SMC4
Product: condensin subunit SMC4
Exons: 1
Biological process (GO): mitotic chromosome condensation
Source: RefSeq, a predicted model, not a curated record
GUCAAUAGACGUGAGGAAUUGAAUAAUCGUUAUGAAGAAUUGAAACAAAAAAGAUUGGAUGAGUUUAUGCUUGGAUUCAGAACAAUAUCUCAGGCACUUAAAGAGAUGUACCAAAUGAUCACUUUAGGUGGGAAUGCAGAAUUAGAAUUAAUUGAUUCCAUCAAUCCAUUUUCUGAAGGCAUUGAAUUUUCUGUAAUGCCUCCUAAAAAAUCAUGGAGAAAAAUAUCUAAUUUAUCGGGAGGUGAAAAGACGUUAAGUUCAUUGGCUUUGGUUUUUGCUUUGCACAGAUAUAAACCUACCCCAUUAUAUGUCAUGGAUGAAAUUGAUGCUGCAUUAGAUUUUAGAAAUGUGUCAAUUGUAGCAAACUACAUCAAGGAAAGAACCAAGAAUGCACAGUUUGUCGUGAUAUCAUUAAGAAACAACAUGUUUGAGCUUUCACAACUGCUUGUUGGUAUUUAUAAAGUAAAUAACAUGACGAGAAGUAUCACAUUAAAAAAUAAA